AUGGCAGCUAAUACUUUGGCAGCAAACAACAUUUUCAGGACACAAAACAAAUCUGUUGGUGUCGGGCCAUGUUCUGUUUUCUUACCAUCAGCAUGUAAGGCUAUAGGAAGGGCGGUGCCGCCGUCUAGAGUGUCGGUUGUGAGAGCUCAAGCCACCGGCGAUAACCAAGAUACUUCAGUUGAUGUACAGCGUCAUUCCAGCAGUAACAAACAGGGCACCGCCGUCGAACGCCGUCCCCGGAGAUUGGCCAUGGACAUCUCUCCUUUUGGGCUGCUAGAUCCUGUAUCUCCAAUGAGGACAAUGCGACAAAUGCUGGAUACAAUGGACAGACUAUUCGACGAUGCCCUGUCGAUAAACGGGGAAAUACGAACCCCAUGGGACAUCAAAGAAGACGAACAUGAGAUCAAGAUGCGAUUCGACAUGCCAGGGAUAUCGAAAGAAGAUCUCAAAGUCUCAGUAGAGGAUGAUAUACUUGUUAUCAGAGGUGAACACAAGAAGGAAGAAAAAGAUGACGACUGGUCGAGGAGGAACUACAGCUCGUACGAUACUCGACUAGAGCUUCCUGAUAACUGUGUCAAGGAUCAAGUGAAGGCAGAAUUGAAGAAUGGAGUUCUUUAUGUAUAUAUUCCUAAGGCUAAAGCAGAGAGGAAAGUGAUCGAUGUAGAAAUCAAGUGA
This is a messenger RNA of Fraxinus pennsylvanica, 675 nucleotides long. The record is from the annotation of a GenBank genome assembly. NCBI's taxonomy places the organism in Eukaryota, Viridiplantae, Streptophyta, Magnoliopsida, Lamiales, Oleaceae.